AUGGCACCAGUGAUUCAACACCGAGGCUUGAAUGCCACAUUCACAGGAACUGAAUGCAAAGAUCAGAUUGAGCCUAUUCAUCAAUUCUUGGGCAUUAAAUAUGCCAGUGUUCCGGCAAGAUUUGAAAAGGCAAAGCCUGUCGUGGACUUUGAGGGAGGUGUUGUCGAUGCCACGAAAUAUGGACCGAGAUGCCCCCAAGCUGAUGUAGACGUCCGCCAUCUGCUCCGCAUCCCAGAGGACUUCGCUAUUGCCCCAGAAGUAGAGAACGAAUUUGAAUGUCUGAACCUGGAGAUAACAUGCCCGCCCAAGGAAUCUACCACAGGGCCUCUGCCUGUUCUUAUCUGGAUUCAUGGUGGUUCUCAGAUUGUCACAUUCUGUUCUGCCGCCUCAAAGAUCUGUGACCCGACCAAGAUUGUCGCGGACUCGAUCAACGCCGGAAAACCGGUCAUCUUUGUCUCAAUCAAUUACCGCUUGAACAUAUUCAGCUUUGGAGAUGGUAGAGAGAAGAAUUUGGCGCUGAAAGAUCAGCGGCUGGGUAUUGAAUGGGUGCGACAGAAUAUUGCGGAGUUUGGGGGUGAUCCCCAAAACAUCACUCUAUCAGGUGAAAGCGCUGGUGCAAUCUAUACUCACGCUCACCUAAUCACCGGCCCUCCUGUGAAACGGGCAGUCAUGGCAUCCGGAACGCUUUACCUGUCCUCGCCAUUGCCAGUGGAAAAAGGUGAUGGUCUGAUCAAGGCACUCGAAGCAAAAGUCCGAGAACUUGGUCAGCCAUCAUUGCGACGAUCAUCGGUCCCUGUGCUGGUCCAAGCAUUGAAGGAGUGCAAUGUGAACACCAUGUGGAUCCAAGAAGAGCCUGAAUUAGAAGGAUGGGAAACUCGGCCAGAGCAGGUCGAGGAAGUAAUGAUCGGUGAUACCGAGUACGAGUCUGUUAUUUGGCGUAAUGGUGUCGAACUCUUUGAUGGAAAAACAAUCGCUGCGGCAUUCGACAAUGAGAAGACAUGGGGCACCCAACUUCGGAAGAUGUAUCAAGUCGUAGCCGAUCGCCCGACAGCUGCAAAAUUGGGUGCUCUGGAUCUCGUGAACGAUGCUCGGUAUACCCUCCCCGUCGAGGUCAUUGCCAACAAGCUACAGAACGCCAACAGACGCGUGUUCAAAUAUGUCGUUGACCAGCCUAAUCCCUGGCAGCCGUCCAGUCGUGCGCAUCACGCGGUUGAUCUACUGUUCCUUUUCGAUGGAGUCGAUCUAUCGUUUAAUCCUGCGGCCAGUUCUGUCGGGAAGGAAAUGCGACAGCGCUGGAUUCGGUUUGUCAAUGGGGAUGGACCAUGGUCUGAUGACCGGAGAUUUGCCUUUGGGCCUGUGGGAAAAUGCAAGGAAAUUGAUGAGACACAGUAUGCCGCUCGCAGGCGCGUUGAGCACUGUAAGGUGCUGAAAGAGGCUGGGGCUGACGCGUAUAUGCCUAUCGUAUUUGCUUUGACAGCAGGUCGAAUCAGUUUGUUGAAUUAG
Penicillium soppii is the source of this 1503-nucleotide messenger RNA. RefSeq lists its product as uncharacterized. Lineage: Eukaryota; Fungi; Ascomycota; Eurotiomycetes; Eurotiales; Aspergillaceae. The coding region runs from base 1 to 1503 and encodes 500 amino acids. The transcript has 4 exons. The record is from RefSeq and is a predicted model, not a curated record.